This is a messenger RNA of Platichthys flesus (European flounder), 4008 nucleotides long. It is a transcript of the gene slco3a1a, whose product is annotated as solute carrier organic anion transporter family member 3A1a. The record is from RefSeq and is a predicted model, not a curated record. Gene Ontology annotation, cellular component: membrane. NCBI's taxonomy places the organism in Eukaryota, Metazoa, Chordata, Actinopteri, Pleuronectiformes, Pleuronectidae. The transcript is spliced from 10 exons. Gene Ontology annotation, molecular function: protein binding. Gene Ontology annotation, biological process: prostaglandin transport; sodium-independent organic anion transport; transmembrane transport. Bases 491 to 2593 code for a protein of 700 amino acids.
GAAGCGCAGAGACACACAGACACACACACAUAGAGAGAGGGGGAGUCAGUCAUUGGAGGACCAUGACAGUCCGGAGCGGGAGCAGGAAGAAGCACUCUGAAACCUAAAACCUUCACCUGCGGCUGAUGGGCGGGAAACAUGCGCCCUGACAGAGAUUCACGCAGCGGGACCUCACUCGCUCCUGCACCGACACCUUCACGGAGCUCACACGUUCCUGCGCGUCGACCGGGACGCGAUGUUUAGACGCAGACGAUCGGCAGAGCCCCGCGGAGUUUGGCCGUGUGCUCCGUAGUCUGUCCGUCAGAUGACACGUUGUUGAAUCGGGAGACUCAGCGGUGAAUUAAAAAAAAAAAAAAAGAAAGAGAAAAACUAAACAAACAGGAGGAACGCGAAUGUAGUCACCGGCCACGUCGCCAGCGUCUUCCCUGCGGACACUUUCGGCUUCCUCGCGGUGUCGUGUGGGCAAAGUAGCCCAAAGGGGGUGGAUAGGAUGCAGGUGAAGAAGCACCGGGACUCGGACCGGAGCGGCGGGGACAUGCUGGAGGCGGACGGACCCCGCAAAAACUCCUCAUGCUUCUCCAAUAUCAAGAUAUUCCUGAUAUCGGAAUGCGCCCUCAUGUUGGCUCAGGGCACCGUCGGAGCAUACCUGGUGAGCGUGCUGACCACCCUGGAGCGGCGGUUCAACCUGCAAAGCGCUGACGUGGGGGUGAUCGCCAGCAGCUUCGAGAUCGGCAACCUGGCAUUGAUCCUGUUUGUCAGUUACUUUGGGGCCAAAGCACAUCGCCCCCGACUGAUAGGCUGCGGGGGCAUCAUCAUGGCGCUUGGCGCCCUUCUCUCAGCUCUCCCGGAAUUUCUUACCAAUCAGUACGAGAUAAGGGCUGCAUGGAGGACUGACGUGGGUCGGGAUGCUUGCUUCAACACCAGCAGCAGGGAGGCUCAAUUGGCAGAGGACGAUGUGUGUAACAAAAAGACCAACACCAACAUGAUGUACCUGCUGCUGAUCGGAGCCCAAGUGCUGCUGGGGAUCGGAGCCACACCGGUGCAGCCUCUAGGAGUGUCCUACAUCGAUGAUCAUGUGAAGAAGAAAGACUCCUCACUCUAUAUAGGAAUCCUCUUCUCCACGCUGGUGUUCGGUCCUGCCUGUGGCUUCAUCCUCGGCUCCCUCUGCACUAAGUACUAUGUGGAUGCCAUCUUCAUUGACACAGAUAAGCUGGGCAUCACUCCAGAGGACCCGCGGUGGAUCGGGGCCUGGUGGGCCGGCUUCCUCCUGUGCGGUGCCUUACUCUUUAGCUCGGCGCUCUUCAUGUUUGGCUUCCCUCAGUCACUGCCGAGGGAGGAGGGGGCAGAAAACGAGCAGGUUAUGCUUCCUCCCUCUCAUACAGACUACACAGAGACUCCAAAGCCCAGCAACGGGGUCGUAUGCAGCCAAGAGCCGGCGAACAGCCCCACCUGCUGUCAGCAACUCAGGGUGAUUCCCAAGGUGACCAAGCACCUCCUGUCGAACCCGGUGUUCACCUGCAUCGUCCUGGCUGCGUGCAUGGAGAUCGCCGUCGUGGCCGGCUUCGCAGCCUUCCUGGGGAAAUACCUGGAGCAGCAGUUCAACCUCACCACCACCUCAGCCAACCAGCUGUUAGGUAUGACAGCUAUUCCGUGUGCGUGUCUGGGGAUCUUCAUGGGCGGUCUGCUGGUGAAGAAGCUGAACCUGUCGGCGCUGGGGGCCAUUCGCAUGGCCAUGCUGGUAAACCUGAUCUCCACCGCCUGCUACGUCUCCUUCCUCUUCCUGGGCUGCGACACGGGUCCCGUCGCUGGGGUGACGGUCCCAUAUGGCAACGAAACUCUGCGGGUGGGCGAGAAACCAGAGGCUCAGUGCAUCAGUCACUGCAACUGCUACACCUCCUCCAUCAGCCCCGUGUGCGGCUCCAACGGGAUCACGUAUCUGUCCUCCUGCUUCGCCGGCUGCACCCGACGAGGAAACAGUCAAACAGCAUCUAACGGCACUAAGAAUCUGACGGGAUGCGGCUGCAUAUCAACCGAGAGCGAGUACGCCACGGCGGUUCCCGGGAAGUGUCCGAUGCCGGGCUGCCAGGAGUCGUUCCUCAUCUUUCUGUGUGUGAUCUGUGCCUGCAGCCUGGUCGGAGCCAUGGCCCAGACGCCCUCCGUCAUCAUCCUAAUCAGGACCGUGAGCCCUGAGCUGAAAUCAUACGCACUCGGAGUGUUGUUUCUUCUGCUGCGACUCCUCGGUUUCAUCCCUCCGCCGCUGAUCUUCGGUGCUGGGAUCGACUCCACUUGCCUUUUCUGGAGCUCGGACUGCGGUGAGAAGGGCGCCUGCCUGCUGUACGACAACGUGGCUUACCGGCAUCUGUACGUGAGCCUCGCCAUCAUCUUGAAAGGCGUUGCCUUCCUCCUCUACGCCACCACAUGGUAUUGCCUUCACAGGAACUACAAGAAGUACAUUAAGACUCACGAGGGCUACAUGACCACGACCGAGUUUUACCCCUCACUCACGGACGGCCCUAAACAAGUGGACCGGACAAAGUUCAUAUAUAACCUAGAGGACCACGAGCUUUGUGAAAAUAUGGAGUCAGUUUUAUAGUUUGUGAAAAAGCAGGAAAAAAGGACAACGUGGACGUUCAUAUUCUCUCAGGGGAAUAUUUGAUGAUUUUAUUUGUCUUUUCUUGAAAAGAUGAAAUAAAAUGUUGUUUUUUUUCAAAGCAAUCUAUUUAAAGCCGUAGGAGACACGUCCUCUGUAAACGUUUGAAAGGGUCCAUUGUAGUUGUUUACGAUCAGCGAGGUGUCGUCGUGUUGCCGGUGAAUUCCUGUGUUGACUUGGUGGUAGUAAAACCUCUACAGUACUGUCAGGCUCAGUCCUAGUUGAUUAUUAGUGAGCGGGCGAGAUGCUGCGAGAAAGAUAGUUGCCAUAUUUUUUUAGGUCAUGAUCCCAGUGAUCUGUGUGGAGACAAUAAUUAUUCUCCUUUCAGUCAGUGCACUGUGUGUUCUGUCUGUCGCUCUCAGCAGCAAGAUAUGUUUGAAAUAAAGCGUUUGGGUGGUUCUUUACCAGUUAUUCAUAUUUAAAAGUUGCCAAGUGUUUACAAAGGAAUAGUUGAGAUCAGUGAAUGCAUUUUACUUUGAUGCAGGAAGUUUUCUUACUAUAAAAAGAGAACAGAAACACUGCCGGGUUUAUUAUAGUGGCCUAUUAGAUGUUUUAACCGUCAGAAAGUCGAGAGGAAUAACUUCAUACAAGAGUGUGUCGAUGUCAUCAUGCACUGUUCAGUUUCUUGUUCUCUUGCUGGAUCAUGGCACCGGCACACUGGUGCAAAUGUGCAAUUCCUCUUUAAAAUGUCCAUGUUUGUUUCUCGUCUCAUGUCAGACUGCAGGCUUGUUUCAUUUCCAUGUUUGUUUUUUACAUCUGCAGAGUUUAUUCAGCCUAAUAUGUCUUAAUAAGGGAUUAUUCAAUUAAGAAUUAAGAAUGUUUAUUUUCUUUUCACUUUUGCACCUAGUGGGAGAGCUUAGAUUAAAAAAAAAAAAUUAAGAGUAAUAUCUUUUAUGUUUUGACAUUAACAGAUAAGGAGUAAUAUAUUUUGAUUUCAUUUGGCCCAGAAUGUUUCAUUAGACUGUGUUUGAAAGGAUAAAUGAUAUAUAUAUAUAAGAUUAUAUUAUAUUUGUAUAUAUAUAUAAUCUAAUCUUGGGAUGUGUUUCUGAAGGUUUUUCGACAGUUUAUAUUAUGUUGCAUUAGUGGGGAUAAAAAGACACACUCACAGAAUCUGUGUCUUCAUACUAGGUCGUGAUGUUUGGGGUAAAGGACGCUACAGGAAGCUGCGUGUGCAAACUAAGCAAACAACACUGAAUAUGUUCCCGGACGUCGCUUUGACGCAUCUGGACAAAUACGACCUGCUCCUCCACUGAUCUCUCUGCAGUUACAGUUUUGAAUUAGUCCGUUUUCUUACACUUUUUGUAUGGCAACAUAUCAUUUAUUUUACUCUGGAAAUAAAUAAUUUUUCAGAAAAUGUA